AUGUAUGUGGUCGUAUAACCUUCAACUCUUUACUGAACUUGGCUGGUGCAUUUUGUGGAGUAAAAACAAACACCUGUUCUCCACUCCACUAAAUCUCUGUUUACAAAGCAAAUAUUUUGUAUCGAUUCAGGCAUAAAUUGGAAAUAAUAAUCUCAAGAUGACAGUGUCUUAUACUGUCGAUAGUAAAUUUGGGGCCGCCAUCCGACCCCUCCUCCUGCGAUGGAAGGGUUCAAUUUUUAAGCUAGUUUGGCCAGAUUUACUCGUAUUUCUAACUCUUUACUACGGAAUAAGUGGGAUUUACCGGUUUCUACUGAAUUCUGAACAAAAGAGGACUUUUGAGAAAGUUUCGACAUACUGUGAAAAAUACGGGACCCUGAUUCCGGUUAGUUUUGUGUUGGGAUUCUACGUUUCGCUCGUGAUUGGGAGGUGGUGGGCACAGUACAAGUUGAUCCCGUGGAUUGACACCGUCGCUAUGUGGGUGAAUACCUCGAUUAAAGGGAUAGAGGAGGAGGAGCGGUUGCUUAGGAGGACAAUAGUGAGAUAUGUUUGUCUCUCGAUUACACAGUGUUUUACGUUGAUAAGCAGACAGGCGAAGAGAAGAUUUCCGACCUUAGACCACCUCGUUGCCGCCGGUCUCCUCCUUGAGGCUGAGAAGCACGAUCUGGAGGACAUUAUUGCCGGAAUUCCUAAAUAUCAAACGCACUGGAUCCCCCUCGUGUGGGCGACAAGUUUAGUCGCGCAGGCACGUGCGGACGGAAAGAUUGUUAGCGACACCUUCGUGAAAAGUCUGACUGACGAGAUACACAAGAUAAAGGACAACUGCAAUCUCCUACUUUCGUUCGAUAGAAUAAGGGUGCCCCUAGUUUAUGCCCAAGUGGUCACACUGGCAGUCUACUCGUACUUUUUGUCUUGCCUGAUGGGAAGACAGUGGAUGCAGGUGAAGCCGGGGAGUGAUUCGGAUGGGAGGACAGUUCCCAAAACUGCUGGGAAAUACGGAGUGGAAGAAUUGGACUUGAUCCUACCAAUCUUUACAAUUCUGCAAUUUCUAUUUUACAUCGGAUGGUUGAAAGUGGCUGAGAGUUUGGUCAACCCCUUUGGAGAUGGGGAUUAUGAUUUCGAACUGAACUGGAUGGUCGAUCGUCAUUUGCAGGUUGCGUACACAAUUGUGGAUAAGAUUCACUAUAAAUCUCCCAUUUUACGGAAGGAUCCCUACUGGGAGGAGAUAAUUCCGCCAGAAAUGCCGCACACGGUCGCCUCCAUGAAGUCCCACACGGAUCCACCGGCGACAUCCACAGCGGAGAUUAAAGUCUCGCCGAAAGGGAAGGAAAUCGUGGUGGCGCCAUCUCUAAUUAAUAUUGCGACGAUUGCAAAAACUAACAUCAAAUUUAAACGGGGCGGUGCCAAAGCGGCCGAGAAAAGCUUGUUGGCGGACAAAUCUGACGCAAUGAAGGAAUAUGAUGAGGCCACGGCAGGUUUGGAAGAUAGCGAGGAUGAGGUAAAGAUUGUGAAUGAAAAGGCUUAAUUUUCUUAUUGUAUUAACUGUUAAAUAAAUAUGGGAGAUGACGGUCUUUGAAUACAUGAUAAUGACUUUAAUAAAUAAUAUGUAACCGGUG
Folsomia candida is the source of this 1613-nucleotide messenger RNA. Its product is annotated as bestrophin-1. The transcript has 4 exons. Lineage: Eukaryota; Metazoa; Arthropoda; Collembola; Entomobryomorpha; Isotomidae. The record is from RefSeq and is a predicted model, not a curated record. Gene Ontology annotation, molecular function: chloride channel activity. Bases 158 to 1522 code for a protein of 454 amino acids.